UCGUUUUUUGCGAUCAUCGUGUUUCUUCUCUCUUGCACCAUUCUCACCUCUCAAGCUCUCUCGUUUUCUGUCACACGCAUAUACGCACGCACACACUAUGCCCUGUCUCAUUGCUCCGCUGGUACAAAGACCGACAGGACGGUCAGUAUCGUACCAGUUAGCAUUCGUUUUGGACGUAUGCAAGCUAAGAAGCGGUAUAUUCAUUCCACAGUGAGAUCUUGAAGAGACGCAUCCUUCGAAAGUGUGAACUUGGACCUGAUAAUACUGAAGAACUGCUAAAGGAUUUCGAGGGAGUGCGAGAAAAUUCCUUCGUUUCUCUCAAAGUUCGCGAUUUUCUUGUGGAAAAUUGAAUACGCCUUCUCCGUCGUAGUUUGAUAGACAACUUGGAGAUGGGCAUGAUAGCGAGAGUAAGACGCCGCGUUCGCGCAAAUUCGCUGACAGUGGACAAGGAAAAGACAGCGCAAAGCGUUUGUCUUCUAAGCGCAAUCCUUCUUCUGCCUUAUUGUCCACGCAGUCCUUUGCCGCUUUUACCAUCGCCUGCGCCUGUCUUAUAUUCAGCCCUUGUGUUACCAGUGGUUUUAAGCGCAAAUUACAGGUACCCGGUUCCAACCUUGAAGACUCUCGCCGAAGCAGUCAAAGAAGGCGGAGCCAAGAAAGCCUGGCAUCCCUUGAACCGCUUCCUGAGACGAUUGUACGCACCGGUGGAUCGCGCGGAGAAUCUCUUCCUGAAAAUGCGCAACUUUUCCGUGAUGGCGAAUCAGAUAGUUUUCUUGAUAUUAACGGACAAGGUGCUGUUGCCGCAACAGAGAUUGACCUGCCUAUACACGCUCAUGUUUUACAACGUGAUAGCCUACUGCGUAAGUUACAUUAAGGAGUUAAUUCAAAAGGAGGACUGGUCGCCGUACGUCACCCUGACCGAGAGAUCCAAGAUAAAGCAUCUCGCCAUGUCUGCUACCAAGAUCGUACUAGAAUGGACCAAAGCAGUUACAUUUGUCGUCACGUUGACCUUCAUGCUCCUCGUGUUUGGAUUAGAACAAGGUCUUGAUCAUUACAAACCUUCGUUGAUUUAUUCGGUGGUUACAUGGGUCUAUUACUCGGCAACUGAGAAGGUCUUCGUGGAGAUGUUUCCGACGAUUCUGGGCUUCUUGCAGUUAGAAGCGCUGGAGAACAUCGAAAAUCUGUACGCGCCGGUGAUACUUCGCUGUUUCACAAUUGCCAUAUCGGCAAUCUUCACCAUUCUGCUGUUGCCCUCAGCCUCCUGGAGGUUCCUGAUCGUCGCCACGUAUCUCAACGUAUAUCUCAGGUGGAAGGAACUAAUGCAGAAUUCAGGCGCGGUAUUGCGGCGAGAGCGCGAGAUGUUGAAUCGAUAUCGGAAGGCGACCGUCGAAGAGAUCGAGAAAUUCGAUGAUGUGUGCGCGGUGUGUCUGUGCAGCAUGACCAAGGCCAGAGUGACACCCUGCCAUCAUCUCUUUCAUGCGGACUGUUUGCGACAAUGCCUCAAAACGAGCGACAAAUGUCCCAUGUGCAAGCGCGAGCUCAAGUUCGACUAAACGACAAGAAGAAAUAUUCUUUUGAUCGUCUCCAAAGAUUUAUAAGGCUUUCGAAACAUAUCGUCGAAGAUGAGGAAGAACGUCUCGAACACUUAAAAUGAUACUUAUAUAUAUAAAAGAUUUAAAGAAAUCUUUUGUACAUAAAAGAUUUAUGACGUCGUUGGUGCCCAAAGAUUUACGACAUUCUUUACUAUGGUAAGGGUGUCACUCUUUUAAAUAUGCCUAAGAGUCGGGAGAAUUUCUUGUAGACACAGCUUAUAUUGCCCGGGAAAGGAAUCAAUGAAAGAAAGAAGCUUGCGAUGUUAUAGGACCUGGAUAAUAUUCGCAACGCUUGGAAUGUAUGUUCCUUUAGAGAUUACUGUGAUAUAGAUCAGCAGCACCGGAUAGUUUAGGAUUAUAUACCGGACAUACAUUUUACUAUCAUCGAUCGAAUUCGUGGCUGAGCUGAUGAAUCGUAAAUAACUUUAAUGUAACUGGCGAAUGAAAAUACGCUUACUUUGUAUUACUAUUUUUCGUUAAUGUAGCGUUAAUAUAAUCGAUCGAAAAAAAAUUACAAACUUCUUUAUACGUAUAUUUAUAAAAUAUUCUUUCUCUCUGUGUUGCAAAGUAUAUUAUACUCUAUUUCCACUCUUCUCUUUUUAUGAACUUAGAUAACUUUGUUAUAAUAUUUCAUGGAAAAUUAUUUUGCAAGAUUGUUAAUAGAAUUAGUGAAAUUUGCAAAGAGUAAAAUGCUGCAAAGUUUUGCGCUAUAAUUUGGUUUUUAAAAUUUGUGAUAAAAUAAGCUUAUACAUCAU
Messenger RNA from Camponotus floridanus (Florida carpenter ant), 2344 nucleotides. RefSeq lists its product as uncharacterized. The coding region runs from base 390 to 1550 and encodes 386 amino acids. Gene Ontology annotation, cellular component: endomembrane system. Gene Ontology annotation, molecular function: ubiquitin protein ligase activity. The record is from RefSeq and is a predicted model, not a curated record. The transcript is spliced from 4 exons. Lineage: Eukaryota; Metazoa; Arthropoda; Insecta; Hymenoptera; Formicidae.